UUCAAAGACAUAGCUGUGCACGUUUCACUGGAUGGGAUUGGCUAUUACAGGAUAUUCCGGUAUAUAUAUAUAUAUGGUGUCCUUCUGAGAAAUGAAGUAGAUUGUUUUCCAUCUCUGAGGAGGAACAUCUUCAUUUUUACUCUACGCUAAUAAAAAGAACAGCCACGAUGAAGCUGUUUGUGUUCUUGAUGUGCCUCCUGGUCACAGUCUUGGCUGCACCUGUUCCAGAGAGUGAAAGCAAUGAGCAGGUUGCAGCGCAUGCUAAUGAGGCCCUGAGGUGGAUGGAGAUGUACAGGCUGUACCAGCAGCAGGGACUAGUUGGAAACCCCUUCCUCCCUGCUGCUGAUGCUCCUGUUGAUCCAGCUGCAGCUGCAGUGGUGGACGCUGCACCAGCCCAGCCGGCUGACGUCGCCCCCGCAGCUCCCGUCCCUGCUGGAGACGCCUCAGAGGAGGAGACGGAGGAUGGAAACCCUGCCCCCAAAGCUGCAGCCGGCGCUGCUGCUGCUGCUGCUGCCCCCCUAAACUCUGACGAGGUGGAGGAGGCCGAGGAGGUGGAAGCAGCUGAGGCCGAGCCGGCUGUGGUUGACGCAGCACCGGCAGACCCUGCAGCUGACCCUGCAGCAGCUGUGGAGCCGGCGGUGGCUGACGUCCCCGUAGAUGCUGCACCGGUCGACGCUGCUGCUGUCGACGCUGCUGCCGUUGAUGCGCCUCCUGUGGAUGUGGCUCCUGUUGAUGUGGUUCCUGUGGAUGUGGCUCCUGUUGAUGUGGUUCCUGUGGAUGUGGCUCCUGUCGACGUUGCCCCCGAGGUGGCCGUUGAUGUGGCCGUCCCUGCCGCAGCUGAUGUCCCCGUCGCUGCCGAUGUCCCAGCUGCUGUUGACGUUCCUCUGGCCGCUGACACUCCCACGACAGGAGGGGCAGCAGAUCCUGCUCCUCUGUAGUUAUCUUCCUAUAAUUACCAGCCUAGACGUGCUCCUUGAUAAGCAGUUAGAACAGUAGCAGGAAAGUGUCACGGGUGAUGUAGUUGUAGUGCAAAAGCAUUAAAGGCUGUGGGAUAUUGCAAAGACAUCAGGGAAAAAAAUCUGAAAAAAUGUAACACUAUAUGUAAAGUGAAACAACCACAGCAUGUUUUCAGGCCACCAUUGGACUAUUGAAACUGUUGUUUUGGAUUCUUUUCUCUGUCUUUGAAUAAAAUACUUUUUUACAGUUCUGUA
Messenger RNA from Amphiprion ocellaris (clown anemonefish), 1211 nucleotides. RefSeq names its product enamelin (gene enam). The transcript has 8 exons. The record is from RefSeq and is a predicted model, not a curated record. NCBI's taxonomy places the organism in Eukaryota, Metazoa, Chordata, Actinopteri, Pomacentridae. Bases 168 to 938 code for a protein of 256 amino acids.